This is a messenger RNA of Fusarium subglutinans, 2565 nucleotides long. RefSeq names its product cutinase transcription factor 1 beta. Gene Ontology annotation, molecular function: zinc ion binding; DNA binding; DNA-binding transcription factor activity, RNA polymerase II-specific. The record is from RefSeq and is a predicted model, not a curated record. Gene Ontology annotation, biological process: regulation of DNA-templated transcription; DNA-templated transcription. Bases 1 to 2565 code for a protein of 854 amino acids. The transcript has 5 exons. NCBI's taxonomy places the organism in Eukaryota, Fungi, Ascomycota, Sordariomycetes, Hypocreales, Nectriaceae.
AUGAACAACACUCAGCAACCGAUUCGCUUCGCCAAGAAGCCUGUCUCGAGGAAGCGCGCGACAAAGGCGUGUCUUAAAUGUCGCAAGCGAAAGGUCCGGUGUGAUGUCACACGCACCUCGACGCCUUGUACCAACUGCCGACUCGAUGGCUGUGAAUGCGUCGUUGCUCGUCGUGCCGAUGCUUUUCCUAUUCCUCACCGUGGCGCCUCUAUCGCCUCCGACAAUGCGGACCUCAUUCGGGACUGUGAAGCCGUCACGGCAGCUGCUUCUACGACAUCGCCGACUUCGAACGAUGAUAACCCCACGAGUCCUGUCGACGAUGCGACUGCCGUGCUACAUAUAUUAGAAGAGAGCGAAUACAAGACAUCGGUCGAGCAUCAGGAACGGGUUGACCUCGAGUCGCCCACCACAAACUCCACUGAAGAUGUCAUCGAGGAGAUUAGAGAGAUCCCACCGUAUACACCCUCAAUCAUCGAAGAGCCCAGCGAACCCGUACGAUCCGAACUCAAAGCUCUAUACUCGUCAAUGCCCUUCCUUCGGACCCUCAACAUGCGCGACUGCGAUUUCCAUCACCUCAACGCCCAAGGCUGUCUACGCGUCCCGUCCAAGCCGAUCCUCGACGAAUUCAUCCGACAUUACUUCCUCUACAUCCAUCCAUUACUGCCUCUCAUCAACGAAGCCGAUUUCUGGAAUGCGUACGAUCCUACGCCUAAUUCUGCGACGUCUGGGACGCCUGUUUCGAUGCUUCUGCUGCAAUCAAUGAUGUUUGCUUCGUGUACUUUUGUCUCUAAAGAGAGUCUCCGCACGUUGGGAUUCGCCACCAUCCUUGAAGCCAAGGAGGCUUUCUACACCAAGGCCAAGCUUCUAUACGAUUUCUCGACCGACCCCGAUCCCAUCUCCAUCGCACAGUCCGCCCUCCUCCUGACCUACUGGUGUCCGACCUUCCGUUCCGGACCUGGCAAGGCGAACAGUAGAUGGCUCCGAAUUGCCAUUCAACACGCCAAGUCAUGCGACGCCGAUAGUUACGACUCUCCCUCCUAUGGACUACAUAUAUCACAACAAGAUGUCAAGAGACGAAACAUACUUAAACGUAUCUGGUGGUGCUGCAUUAUCCGCGACCGAAUCAUGCCCCUCUGCGUUCGAAGGAACAUCCAGAUCACAAGUGCCCAUUUCGACUUUGCCAACUGCUCUCCGUUAUGUUACGAUGAUCUCGUCGAUGAACUCGAGUCAUCGCGGGUCUACAACAUCGCCACAAAGCACAAGCUCAUCCUCACGUUAGAACGACUGACAGAACUUUGUGUUACGUUGACAGACGUCCUGGGCCUGGUAUAUCCGACAGAGACAUUGCCGAUUUUAGAUGCGGAAGCACAUUCAACAGCAUAUGCGCAAGUGCAGGAACACAAGAGGUCACUGAAGAACUGGGCAGUGGCUACAAGACCACCGCUCGCCAUUCAAGAUUUGACAUUGAGCUCAGGAGGAUACGAGGACUCUGCGGUAUUGUUCACCAACCUAGUCUGGAUCUAUUUCCACGCUAGUCAAGUCGCCCUCUGCAACUACGAACUCCAUCUCGGUCUAAUACUAGGUCUCGUCAACCAAAAUCCCACCACAUCACACGAAACCCUAUUCCUCAAGAACAACCGAAGAGAUCUCCGAAACGCGACAAAGAGCAUAGCAGAAUGCUUCGCCCGACUACAUCCACACCGACUCACCCGAUGGCUACCCAGCAGCGCUGUAGCAUGCACAGCCCUCCCGCUCGCGAUGCACAUGGUCGACAUGAAGAUGUCUACUGCCUCUUCCGCAACUGAGAUAUGGGCCCGUCCCGAAGUUGCUUCCAAGCAAUCACGACUCAACGUCCUUAUCCAAGUUUUCCGGGAGCUUCACCCCAAGUACGACGGCGUGCAUUCUAUUUCCAAGACAAUUCGGUACUUUAUGGAGUGUAGUGAUCGCGAGGAACCUUCGCAAAUGAUGCUUACCAACGAUCACGCUGAUGUCCUGGCCCGAAACCCAACACAAUACCUUCGACUGGCUUUGACUAUCGAUGUGUGUCUAAGCCAAGAUCGUUUGGCUCAAGAUAGUGACUUCCCAGCUGCCUUGAGACGCUUCUUCAACAGAAACCGGUCCUUAAUGCCCAUGCUACUAGGACAACCACAAUUCGCACCAAUGCCAAUGACACAGCAAAUAACACUCCCUCGACCGCUCUCACCGGCAACAUAUGCAAAAAGCUUUUCGCGAUGGAUGGAAGACGAUCCCUCUGUGGGUUUUGCCAUGCAGAUGGGAAUAGACAUAGGACCUCAAUCGCCUGUAGUCUACGAAGUUGCGGAACGAGCACAGAAAACACAGUCAGAGAGUACCGAAGAGCCAUCUCCCGUGUCGGAACAGUCACAGUUCAGUGAGUCGGUCAUGGGCAUGGAGACGACUGAGGAUCUGUUACAGCGUCUUCAAGGGGCGGUGAGUUGGGCUCAGAAUGAUCAAGCUUUGUAUUUUGCCCAAGAGAUGGGUUUGCUGUCUGAUGGUAUUGGGUUCAAACAAGGUUACAACCAAGAUUUUAACCAAGGUUUUUUGUAA